AUGGUGAAGUGCGACCGCCACGGCAAGUACAUGGCCUGCUGCCUCCUGUACCGCGGCGACGUCGUGCCCAAGGACGUGAACUGCGCCAUCGCCACCAUCAAGACGAAGCGCACCAUCCAGUGGGACUGGUGCCCCACGGGGUUCAAGGUCGGUAUCAACUACCAGCCUCCUACCGUGGUACCUGGAGGCGACCUGGCCAAGGUAUCCCGGGCAGUGUGUAUGCUCUCUCAACACCACAGCCAUCGGAGAAGCUUGGCAUCGUCUGACCACAAGUUUGACCAGUACGCCAAGAGGGCUUUCGUGCACUGGUACGUGGGCGAGGGCAUGGAGGAGGGCGAGUUCUCCGAGGGCUCGCGAGAUCUGGGCCUCGAGAAGGACUACGAGGAGGUCGGCCUCGAUUCUGCUGAGGAGGCCGAGGAGGAGCCCGAGGAGUCUAGGAGGACUUCGUUGAGGAUUUCCUCUUUGGAAGGAGGUUUUCGAAAUUCGACACGGGCGUCUCGCAAAUACAAAGUGGAUACAUUACCCGAGACAGUUUUAGAAGCCCUGAUGGCAAAAGUUUCAUUAGCUGCAACACGUCCAAGAAUCUGGCUGUUCGUCCUGAAGUCCAAGUUGGGUUUCUCGAACUCCGACUCGUAA
Messenger RNA from Penaeus vannamei (Pacific white shrimp), 636 nucleotides. The record is from RefSeq and is a predicted model, not a curated record. NCBI's taxonomy places the organism in Eukaryota, Metazoa, Arthropoda, Malacostraca, Decapoda, Penaeidae.